AUGUCGUCUAGUGAGAUAUAUCGUUACUAUUACAAGACCUCCGAGGAUUUGCAGGGCUUCAAGACUGGCGCAACGGAGCCUUAUUUUAAUCCCAUGGCUGCCUAUAAUCCUGGCGUCACACACUACCAAUUCAAUUGCAACUCCUUGGCCAGCUCCAGCAACUAUUUGUCCGCCAAUGGGUUCAUCAGCUUUGAGCAGGCCAGCUCCGAUGGCUGGAUCACAUCAUCACCGUCCAGCCAUCGAUCCGAGACUCCAGAGUAUGUUGAUCUGAAUGCCAUCUACAACAAUGGCUGCAACGGCUUGCCACAGCAGUCAGGUCAACAGUUUGUCUUGCCGCUGGAUCAGCCGGCGGUGACAGCGGGAACAGCGCCUCCGGCGCCUCCACAGCCCGUAAUGGAGAUUAUGGGAUCAUCCAAUGUGGGCACCUGCAAGACGCUGCCACAAGCAGCUCCAGUGACGAAGCCCAAGCGAAGCUAUACGCGCAAGAAUCAACAAGUGGCUGCCACAGAGAACGUUACAGCUGCCACGCCCACAUCCCAAUGUCCCACAACGUCGAACGUCAAUCUCUAUAACGAUGAUUUCCAGAGCUUUGAUUUUGAUAAUUCCGCUCUGUUCGAUGAUAGCGUUGAGGAUGACGAUGACAUGAUGCUCUUCGAUGAUGACUUUGACGCUGACGGCAACGAUGGUUCCUUUGACCUGGCCGAUGGCGACAGCGAGGAUGCCGCAGGCAAUCCCAACGCACCGGCAACUGGUGCUGGCAAAAGGAGGCGCAAUAAACAAAUCUCGCCGGUUGUCAAGCGAAAGCGUCGCCUGGCAGCAAAUGCCCGUGAACGUCGCCGGAUGCAGAACCUCAAUCAGGCAUUUGACAGACUCCGUCAGUAUCUGCCAUGCCUGGGCAACGACCGCCAGCUGUCCAAGCAUGAGACUCUUCAAAUGGCCCAGACCUAUAUCUCCGCCCUGGGAGAUUUAUUACGCUAACACUCCACACUCCAUUCCCUCAAAGCCAACAGUCACUUGCCAAAUGUUGUACCUUCUUUGUAAAUAUUCAUAUAUAGUAGCAUAUGUAAACUAGAACCCAGUAGUAAAUUAUUAUCUAAGUAUUACCAUGUUCAUAGUUUAGUUAAUUUGUUUAAAUGGAAGACAAUGAU
Molecule: messenger RNA, 1148 nt
Organism: Drosophila innubila
Lineage: Eukaryota; Metazoa; Arthropoda; Insecta; Diptera; Drosophilidae
Product: protein atonal
Exons: 1
Coding region: 1-978 (325 amino acids)
Molecular function (GO): protein dimerization activity
Source: RefSeq, a predicted model, not a curated record